Messenger RNA from Penicillium pulvis, 955 nucleotides. Its product is annotated as succinate dehydrogenase assembly factor 2. The record is from RefSeq and is a predicted model, not a curated record. NCBI's taxonomy places the organism in Eukaryota, Fungi, Ascomycota, Eurotiomycetes, Eurotiales, Aspergillaceae. The transcript is spliced from 2 exons. Bases 74 to 955 code for a protein of 293 amino acids. Gene Ontology annotation, cellular component: mitochondrion. Gene Ontology annotation, biological process: tricarboxylic acid cycle; mitochondrial electron transport, succinate to ubiquinone; protein-FAD linkage.
AUUGCAUAUCAACGCAUCUUCUCCCAUUCAAUCCAGGUUCCAACAAACCUGAAGGGAUAAGACACAGCUCAAAAUGUCAGCACCUAGACUAAUUCACCGCGCCUUGCGGCCAUUGCCAUCAUCCUACAAACCCGCAAUCAACCGUUCAUUCGGCACGACUGCUCUACGCUUCAAUGAUGCUAAAAACCGCUCCCAAGCCAAUGUCGAAGGCUACCGUGAAGACCAGACCAAAAAGCCUUCGAACCAAUUUGUGCCGAACACUACCUCCACUAUGACCAAGGACUUCCCCAAUGUCGGGAGCAAGCCCCCACCCCCAGAAAUGCUAAACUCCGUCAACCCGAACUUCCGUCCUAAUGACCCCUACCCUGGACGGAUCGAGCACUUUACCGGCGGUCGCCAGGAGAGUGGUGCACAGAAGCCUGAGCUUGGAGUUGGCGAGAUGGAGGGUAUUACCUUCAAGGUUGAGCCUCUGAAGCGUACUGGAGAAGAUGCUACGACCAUGCGCGCUCGGUUAUUAUACCAAAGCCGUAAGCGUGGUAUCCUCGAGUCCGACCUGCUUCUUUCCACCUUCGCCGACGUCUACCUCCGGGACAUGUCCGUGGAGCAGCUCCAGGAAUACGACCGCUUCCUUGAUGAGAACGACUGGGACAUCUACUAUUGGGCCACUCAGGACCCUCCUGAUGUCACCGGAGAAAGCCCUCCUGCCGAGGACCAGCUGACGGAGACCUGGAAGGAGACUGGAGCCAAGAGCGGCGAGUGGGCGCAGACUAUUGGUGCAUUCAGGGCUGCGUAUCGCCCUGUUCCGGAGCGGUGGAGUGAAUCUGAGGUGUUGCGGUUGCUGAGACAGCAUGUGAGUGACAAGAGUGCCACUGGAUUCGAGUCUGCGAAGAAUAGAAAGACUGGCGGCGGUGGUGGAUUGGGACGUAUGCCGAAUGUGCAGGUUUUCAACUCCUAG